AUGGUGUAUGCCAUCAGUUUCUGUCCUUUAUCUAAACAUAAACAAUUCAAAGAACAUGGUUUUGACGACUCAAAAAAACUGACAGAAGAAAAACGUACUGAAUUAGCGAAAAUGAUACAAAAAAAUAAGGAUUGGAUUGGAUGGGCAGUCUAUGUUUUGUCACCACAGGAUAUUUCUGCGAAUAUGUUCAAAAGACCUGUUUAUAACUUGAACGAAAUGGCCCAUGAUGCCACCAUCAAAUUGAUACAACACGUAGUUGGACUGGGGAUAGAUAUACAAACGAUUUAUGUCGAUCCAGUGGGCCCAAGCAAUACCUACAGAAAGAAACUUGAAUCUUACUUUCCCAAUGUUGAAAUUAUCGUCGAACCUAAAGCAGAUGCUCUUUACCCAAUUGUUAGUGCUGCCAGUAUCUGUGCGAAAGUGACGCGAGAUCAAUACAUGCAGCACUGGCAAUGGACAGAGCCCGGUCUCAUCGACUUGUCUAAAAAGUUUGGAUCUGGCUACCCAUCCGAUCCAGCAACAAAGGAGUGGUUGAAGACGAAUCAAGAUGCCUUCUUUGGAUUCCCUAGCAUUACUCGAUUCAGCUGGAGUACCAUCAUCAAGCUUAUGGAGGUGAGAGAGCCUUUUCCCAUGUCAUGUCUCUUGAAAUACGAACAUGCGGCUCUCCGAUGGCUGAGAAAAAGUACUUCAAAGCCUUAA
This is a messenger RNA of Mycotypha africana, 699 nucleotides long. Its product is annotated as ribonuclease HII. Gene Ontology annotation, molecular function: RNA binding; RNA-DNA hybrid ribonuclease activity. Lineage: Eukaryota; Fungi; Mucoromycota; Mucoromycetes; Mucorales; Mycotyphaceae. Gene Ontology annotation, biological process: DNA replication, removal of RNA primer; mismatch repair. The record is from RefSeq and is a predicted model, not a curated record. The transcript is spliced from 4 exons. Bases 1 to 699 code for a protein of 232 amino acids. Gene Ontology annotation, cellular component: ribonuclease H2 complex.